This is a messenger RNA of Salvelinus sp. IW2-2015, 2390 nucleotides long. Its product is annotated as transmembrane 7 superfamily member 3-like. NCBI's taxonomy places the organism in Eukaryota, Metazoa, Chordata, Actinopteri, Salmoniformes, Salmonidae. Gene Ontology annotation, cellular component: plasma membrane. Gene Ontology annotation, biological process: negative regulation of programmed cell death. The record is from RefSeq and is a predicted model, not a curated record.
UGCCCAGUUUGAUUUGACGUCUCCUGGAGAAAGGAAGUGGCUUGCUUGCAGCAGUUGAAAUUCGUAGUACGUUUGAGCGACAGGACGUGGUUGGAGUUGUUCCGCGGAAGCAACAACAGCAAUUAAAACGAAUUUGUAGCCACGCUAUGUUGCACUGGCAUGUCGCAGGAAAGCCUUUAUUGAAUAUCUCACCAAAUGUAUUACAAGUGAAUGUAGCAGACUAGGAAGUAGGAUCGCGGGCCUGAAGAAAAUGGUGUCCUCCUGGCUAAUGUACAUAUUUGUAUAUGUAUUGGUCUGUGAUGGAGUUGUAGCACAACUGGAAAAUCGGGUGGUUUUCCUGUUCAACACCUUUCAGAAUGUGAAUGUGAAUGAGAACGAGACAGUGCAGGCAGUGGUCUCCAGAAUCCCCCCUGAAGUGKCCUUUAUCACCCUCCAGUUCCACACACAGCACAGCAAUGCUACGCUGUCCUACACCAGGAUGCCAGAGAGAGGGCUGGGCCUCUCUCUAACAGCGGUGGACUCAGGCCUUCUCUCACCCCUGAUCCCCGGUCAGACCAAGCUCUUCUGGUUCCUGCUGGCCCCUGAUGGGGACUCUGUGGCCGGCACUGGGGUCAUCCUCCCCUACACCAGCUCUGACCCAGUCCCUGGAGCUUGUAAUCUGGAGUUUGACCUGGACAUUGACCCAAAUGUCUAUCUCCACUACAACCUUUUUGAGACUACUAUCCACUUUGCACCUGCAAAUAUUGGAUAUUCAAGGGGCUCCAAUCCGCCUGCCUGUGACACUGAAGUGGGUGAAAACACUCGCUGGCGCCUGAGGUACGACAUCUACCAGUACUUCCUGCCUGAGAGCGACCUAUCAGAGCAGAGCCUCAUCACCAGCAUCCAGAGUGUGGCCAGUGUGCAGACCAUGAGAGAGCAUGGGAAAAGGCUCAUGACACUAUCAUCCAAUGAUAAGACAGAGGUAGUGUUUAGCUCCAUCCCGGGCCAGGGUGUUAUCUACUCUGUCAUAGUCAGAGACCCAGUGCUUAACACCUCUUCCUCGUAUAUCCCUGUCCACACCUACGCCUGCAGCUUCUCCUCCACCCUGGAUGGCUGUGACACUCUGGGGAAGAUAUCCACAAGGAUCUUCUUCACCAUCGCUGGUUUAGCUGGCCUCUUCGUGUGCUUCUUUGGGCACUGCUUCUUCAAAUGUGAGCUAUUCUGUAUGGGCUUUGGCUUUGCAGCGUUUCUUUUUUUUGUCCUGAUCACAAGAACUACAAAACUGGACUAUGACAUCCGCCUGACCCUGACAGCAGUGAUUGGCGUAGUUGGGGGAGUUAUCCUGGUGAUGAGCUGGUGGCGCUUCGGCUCAGUUAUGUCCUGUGUCGUCGUCGUCGGUCUCAUGCUGGGGUUCCUCAUCUCCUCCAUUGUCUUUUUCACGCCUGUCGGUGACAUACAGGUGUUCCGUUCGAAUGUGGUGUUCUGGGUGACGUUCAGCUGCAUCGUGGUGGUGGUACCACUCUUCUUUGUCCGCUGGCCAAGAGAGGGUAACAUCACUACGUGUGGUGUAGCUGGAGCCUAUGCUGUGGUGCUGACUGUGAAUGCUUACAUCUAUACCAGCCUAUCCUACAUCACUCUUAACAUUCUCAAACGCUUCCUCAACGACAACUUUAGCAAGGCCUUUACUGAUGUGCCUUUCCAGGACAUUGAUUUCAUCAUGAUCACAGUGUGGGUGGUUCUGGGUGUGUCUGGUAUCGUGCUACAGCUCUACCGGGAACGCACACGGCCCUUCUUCCCCCCCAGCCCUUACCUCAUGUGGCUGCAAGAGCGGGAGCGCCGCAAGACCAAUGUUCUCGACCCAAGCCACCACACGUCCUCACUCCCUUCCCGUCUCCUCGCCCGUGCCCGACAGCUGACUGGCAGGAGAGAGUCCGCUGGCGAGCGCACACCCCUCCUCCUUUAAACCCACCCACUCAACUUAGACCCAUUUUACCCAGCCAGGUAGACAGAUUCACCCCACUAGGAGGGUGCUAUGGGGCAUGGGCUCUCUAUCUACAGGGAAGCACCAUUGCGUUUGGAGUCUUUCUAUUCCAGGUUAUGGAUGUUUUGAUUCCAUUGAUGAUGGUAACAGUUCAUUAAAGUAUUAUUUAUAUAUGCUCUGGGAGGAACUUUGCCACAAAGUGCACACAGAGAAUUUUCAAAGCAUUAUUUUUGAGCAUGAUUUGUUUCACUUCCUCAGUCUUGUGGUAUUUGGCUGCAUUUUCUUAGAGGGUACUGAGGAAGCUGUUACCGCUGCCACUUAAUAUUGUACCAAAAUAGUUGGGCACCAUCUCUCCUAGUACAUCACAGUUCCUUUAAACAACUAGGGUUACAGCAUACCGGUAUGGGCAACAUAUGUGUUUUAAUAGCAC